GGCUCACUCGUCUCUAUUUUGGCUGCUCCAUGCCUCAACGGCUAAAGGCCUGGUUGUAUCUUAACAGAAGUAAAAUAUCAUCUUUUCUCCAAAGCCGGUUUGUUCAAAUUGCUGUCGCCAAGCGUGUCGGCUGGGUGCUUGGCAGCUGUGGUGUCAAAAAUGCCUCGAAUUGUUUCUCCUCAUUUUGAGGGAUUAUUCACGCUACAGUACAAUCUUAUUUUACUUCGAUUUCACCGCCAGAAUCCGGGUUUUUAAUAGUGAAUAGCGCGUCGUGUCUUUUGAGGUUUGGACCCAAUUAAUGUCGCAGGAACGAACGAGGAAACAAUCAGCAAAAAACCAUAACAACCUCUUACAGAGAACGAAAGACGGCAACGACGACCUUCAAUUUCAAGUCAUUAUCUCUACCUUCCAAAUCUAGAUCUCCAUCAUGGCGCAAAAAGCUCAAAGACGCAAACACCAUACAACCAGUAGUUCGACGGCGCCAAAGGAGGACAUCGAAAUGGCCACGCCACCGCGAGUCCACGGCCACGUUGCAGAGGUUUCGGUGGAAACUAGUACUGGACGUUCGACGACCGCACAUCAUAACUUAUCGGAAACUCUGCACCACAUGCUACCUACGCAUAGAGUCAACCACAAGGGCUACAAAGUUACAAAGGGUAUUCAGCCUGACGGAGAAAGUGGUAGACGCGGCAUACACCCUUUCCAUUUCUUCAAGAUAUGCUGGACUUCGACCAGUGAUGCUUCUCGACUUGUCAACAUUCUGUGGCCUGUUGUGCCUGCAGCACUCGCCGUUCGAUAUGCGAGGCCAGACCUCAAUCUGGUGGUUUUCAUCCUCAAUUACAUCGCCAUGGUGCCCUGUGCGAAUUUAAUUGGCUUCGCCGGACAAGAGCUGGCGAGAAAAUUACCAAAGGUGUUUGGCAUAUUGUUGGAAACAACACUUGGAAGUCUUGUUGAGAUGAUUCUUUUCAUAGUCCUUCUAACAAGAGAUGAAUAUGAGGUCAUUCAAGCUGCGAUUUUAGGCUCAAUGCUAGCUACCUUACUAUUAUGUUUGGGAAUGUGCUUUUUUGUUGGUGGUCUGACACGAGAUGAGCAGGAAUUCGACGAAGCUGUUAGUGAAGUUGGAAGUGGACUGUUGUUAACGGCUGGACUUGGUCUCAUCGUGCCCGCGGCAUUCGCAACGGCCUUGUCAUUGAAACAAUCCACAGAACUGACAGCCGAAGUUAUCGCAGAAAAAGUCCUCAACAUUUCUCGCAUCACAUCCGUACUUCUUAUAAUUGCCUACGGUACCUACGUUUUCUUCCAGAUGCGAACCCAUCACGGCAUCUACGAUGCGAUUCUAGAAGCAGACGAACUUAGGGACGAGGAUCGUCAUAGGGAUUUGCAAAAAGACAAACUCACCUUCACUGAGUGUGUCAUUGCUCUUGCAAUUUCGAUUGCUCUAGUGACUCUCAUUGCCAUCAGUUUGGUCGAACAGAUUCCAACAAUUGUAAAAGAACAUCAUAUUUCUGAUGCAUUUAUGGGCCUUAUUCUUGUUCCUCUCGUUGAAAAAGCUGCCGAACAUCUCUCUGCGAUAGACGAGGCUUACGACAACCAGAUGAACUUUGCCUUAUCUCAUGUUCUAGGCGCAACGAUUCAAACAGCAUUGUUUAAUGGUCCUUUGGUUGUCAUCAUUUCCUGGGGGUUAAAUAAGGGAUUAGAUCUCGACUUUGAGGUCUUUCAGAUCGUUGUCCUGAUCCUAUCUAUUCUGGUUGUAGGAAAUUUCCUGCGAGACCAAAAGAGUAAUUAUUUAGAAGGAGCUCUGUGCGUGAUUGUUUACAUCAUCAUUGCAGUGGCGGCUUUCUUUUACCCUAAUCCGGAAGAACAUGCUGUCGAAGGCGAGGCGGCUGGUGCAGCCAUAGAGGCUGUUCGUCGUCUCCUUUAAUGUUAUACACGAAAAGAUUUUGGCCAGGAGUUUUAAAAUGUAAAUCUGAGCCUAGCAGUAUUGAGAUGUCUCCGACACGUACUAUUGACACCCAUCAUGAGUACGAUUGUCAGAAUGUAGAGUUUGAUGUAAAAUUACACAUAGGUUUCACAUUUUUAACGCUUUCUAGCGAUCAGUCACGAAUACUACA
Molecule: messenger RNA, 2111 nt
Organism: Botrytis cinerea B05.10
Lineage: Eukaryota; Fungi; Ascomycota; Leotiomycetes; Helotiales; Sclerotiniaceae
Exons: 5
Coding region: 428-1921 (497 amino acids)
Biological process (GO): intracellular calcium ion homeostasis; calcium ion transmembrane transport
Cellular component (GO): fungal-type vacuole membrane
Molecular function (GO): calcium:proton antiporter activity
Source: RefSeq, a predicted model, not a curated record